AUGCCUAACAAAAAAUCUUCCACACAAAAUUAUACAUUGGAUAUUGCAUUUACAAACAGUAAACGUCAUUUAGAACUUCAGUUGAUAUGUGAAACAAGUUCGUCAAAACUAACAUUUUCACCGACGAACAUACAAAGAGAAAUACGUAUAGGACAAACAGCCGAUAUGUCUAUAUUGUGGGACGAUAUGUUAAGUAAAAUCAAGCCUAUUGAAACUAAAAUGUCAAUUAAUAAUUCAGGUAAUGCAUCGGCAAAUAUCAAAUAUGCACACAUUGUUUUAGUCAAUGGUAGACAGAAGAUGUUAUCAUCAACAUUUCUUAUGAAACCUGAUCAACUGUGGUUGAAACCGUCACAAGAGUCAACUAUUCAAUUUCAAUAUUAUGCGGUUGAUUUACGUGAUUUUAGUUCGAUUGUAAAUUUGAAAUCGAAUUCAUCUGAAACAUUGCUGAAUAUUCCAUAUUAUCUCAAAUUCAAACUGCCUAUUCUUCAAACAACGCCACAUGCUCUUUUUGAUAUUGGAUUAAUCAAUUUUGGGAAAAGUUAUAAAUCUUUCAUCUUAUUACACAAUAUUGGUCAAAUUAGCUUGAGAAUUGAUACGACGGAAUCUGUUAUUAGACAAUCAUUUGUAAAAUCUCUGCCACUUCAACAUUCACAACAACCAGUUUCGAUCAAUCAUCCAAUCGGUAUUGAUCCAGGUCAACAAUCUUAA
Molecule: messenger RNA, 708 nt
Organism: Didymodactylos carnosus
Lineage: Eukaryota; Metazoa; Rotifera; Eurotatoria; Philodinida; Philodinidae
Source: the annotation of a GenBank genome assembly